This is a messenger RNA of Paramecium primaurelia, 1804 nucleotides long. Lineage: Eukaryota; Ciliophora; Oligohymenophorea; Peniculida; Parameciidae. The record is from the annotation of a GenBank genome assembly.
AUGAAUUAAAAAUUUACAAAAGAGUAAUAGUUAUUAGUUGAUGAAAUCAUUAACAAAGGUUAUAAUCAAGAUGAUUUUCAAGAAUUUGUUUUACUUAAUGAACCUAAUAGAGGUUCAUAUCAUUUUUAUUCUUUAGGUUAAGAUUUAACUUAAUGGACCUAUAAAGAAUUAUUAAGAAUCAUUCAUUAUAUCAAUAAAAAAGUAUAAAUAUAUAAUUAUUAUAUAGAAAAAGAAAAAUAAUCAAAUUCAUAUUAAUUAAUUGAACUUGAUUCUCCAGACAUUUCUAAUCAAAUUUAAAUUAUUGAUAGAGAUACUUUUGUCAAAAAAUAAACCUAAGAAUCAAUAAAAAUUGUAUAUUAUAUUUAUAAUCUAUCAUUAGACUGAUAAAAUAUCAAUAAUUCCAUAUGAAAAAACUAUUACUUGUAAAUAAAUGUAUUUUUUUAUUGAUGAAAAUAUUGAACUCUAAUUUGAUAUCAGUCCGUAUUUUAUUCUAAUAACAAUUAAGUCCCAUUUAAGAAGGAGGUGGUAUUCUAGAUUUCUUUUCAAAAACUAUUGUAUUUCCAAUUCAAAUUCUCCCUAUGGAAUGGAAAAUAAAAAGAACUCUUCAAGAUUUUAUUUAAAUCAGAAACAUACUCUCAGCUGCUUUUCCUGAAUAUAUUGUAUAUUAUUAUAUCAUUUAGAUUCCUUCCUUUCCUUACAAUGAUAUCAAUGACUAUGAUAUAAUCAUGAAAGAAUAAUAAAAUAUUAUCAAAGUCUUAAAUGUAAAAUACUCUUUUUAUUAUCCAGGCAUUCCUAUAAAUUUAUAAUAAAAAACCAAUUGUUAGAACAGUAUUUUCUAGUUUACUUUUUUUAAAUGAAGAUAAUUCAAAAUAAUUUUAAUAGAAAUUUUAUAAGGAACUAAUUCUCUAAAAAUAAUUUAAUUUAAAUUAAAAAUAAUCUAAAACUGGUACUCUCUCUUUUUCAUUUAAUUAAAUUCAAUAUUAAAAAUAUAAAGAUUAUUAAGUUUAUUUAAAUGGAGAAUAAGGAAAUUAUGAAAUUAUUCAAAAAUAUUUAGAAUAAUUUGCUGAAUUUACAUAUAAAGGUUAAUAAAGUUUAGGUUAUUCAAUAGAAAUGAUUUAACAAUUAUGCAAUUCACUUCCAUCAUAUACUGAAGCUUAAGAAUUUGGAAAAGCAUUAUGUAUGAUUAAAUCUUAUUUUGUAAUUUGAAUCCACUAUUUAGUUAGCAAACUUAAAAAGACUUUGUUUUAAGAUCAACAAAAUAAAUCAUGGAUGUCUUAUUAAUAACUUUAGUUAAAUUUAAGAAUUCAAGAUAAUAAUUAACUGAAUUGAAAACUAAUUUAUUUGAAACAUUCUAAAAUUUCUCAAAUGAAUUUAAUCUCUUAGAAAAAAGAAAGGAAGAAUUGUUUUUAAAUAGUAAAUUUAAUUUUUAUUUGUUAUUUAGAAGAUCUAUAGAAAUGGGGUUUGAAUUAAGAAUAAUUUUUAUAGAUUGAUUUAAAUAAAUGUUUUACUGAUCUUAAAUAUGCAAAAGAAAUUAUGUUACCAAAAGAUACAUAUUAAGUAGAUGAAAAAAGAGAUUAAUAUGUUUAUAUGUUAAAUAAAUUUAAUGAAUAAUAUGAAUAAUAAUUCUUAAUAGAAACUGAUAAACUACUUAAUGAAAUAAAAUAUUAUUUAGAUAAUAUGAGAUAUUACACUAACAAUUAAGUAAUAUAUUAAUUUUAACAAAUAGCUUCAAAAUUGGGAUUUCUUAAUUCAAGAAUAUGAAGAAUAUAAAUUAUCCUAUUAAAAACAAAUAACUGUAAAAUGA